AUGGGUUUGUUUCUUAACACAGUGUACAAAAGCGUAACUAGCACCGUGAGUGACGCUCGUGAGGCACUUUUCAACUCCUGUGUGGAUGCAGUGGCGACAUUAAACCGUCAUCUGCACGCAUCCACUUUCUCAGCUUCGUUGCUCUCGCCAAAGAGUCUCAGCUUGCUGCCACUGUAUAUCCUCGGACUGAUGAAACACACUGCGUUUUCUUACGGAACGAGCAUCAAGCUGGAUCACCGCGUUAUGGCCAUGGCCAACUUCAUGUGGCUGCCAAUUUCUUUGCAGAUGCUCGAGGUGCAUCCGAACCUCUACUCAUUGUCUAGCAUCGCUAAACAGGAAGGAGAUCUUUUGUUGUUACCACUGUCUUUUGAAAAUAUCGAAAAGGAUGGCGUCUAUCUGAUGGACGCUGGAAGCUAUAUGUACCUGUACAUCGGCAAGGAUGUUCCAGAUUCAUUCUGCAGCAGUCUGUUUGGUGUGGUUAAACCACUGGAUAUUGAUCCAGCGAUGGUAAGUUCUCCAACGUUAUUAAAUUGUUAUAUUCUAAUAUAACC
Messenger RNA from Soboliphyme baturini, 551 nucleotides. The record is from the annotation of a GenBank genome assembly. Lineage: Eukaryota; Metazoa; Nematoda; Enoplea; Dioctophymatida; Soboliphymatidae.